CCGCCUCGAAUAUUCAUAAUUUUUAUGUUUUAACCAAAAUCGGUAGGAUAUAUGACAUCGGUAACCUCGAGACGGAACAAUCAGGAAUAUGUUGUACCAUCCAGUUCAUCCCAGGAGGUACAACCGUCCCCCUUAGCUCUACUAGCCGCUACGUGUAGUAAGAUCGGGGCACCCCCUCCCACGCCCACGGAAGAAGGGAACAACCCAACAGGAGGGACACAAGUCAGGGUAAUUGGUCAGGGGAGCGGAGAAGGUGCCGUAGCCCCGACAUGGAUACAACUGGCAAACGGAACUAUUGUUGACGCUAGUGGUAAACAACAGACUAUUGGGAUUCCCAUUCAAGCGACUGGGGCACAACCUCAGCUCAUUACUUCGGUUAUACCGCAAUUCCAGACCGUCAACGUGGAUGGUCAAGAGGCUAUUUUUAUUCCGUCAUCUGGGGUGGGCGGAGGUCAAGCAAUCCUGGCUGGGAAUCAACAGCAGGUGUUUUCCACCCCCACAGGCCAAAUUAUUCGACAGGGGCUACCCACGGGGAAUAUGAUUCCAAAUAUGGGAUAUAAUUUGGCGGGAAAUAUGGUAAACAUUGGUGGAAAUGUCGUAAGUUUAGCGGGCGUACAAGGGCUGCAGACCCGCCCACAUGGUGUUGUACAGGCGGUCCAGAUGCCGCAACAGGUUCAACAGAUGUCGAACCUCAUACAAAUCCCCGUGUCAACCACAAACGGCCAGUCUACAUACCAGACUAUUCAGCUCCCGACCAUGCAGGGGUUUCCAAUGGCCUUUCCCCAGGGUCAGCAACAAGCUACCCCUCAAAUACAGGCACUGUCUGUGAAUACAACCACUGCGGUAGGACAGGGCCCUAAUGGUCAAAUUACAACACCAGUGAACCAGAACCAGCAGGUUACACAGGUAGCUCAACCCCAACUUAUUGAAAUUGCUGCUGCUACCACAUCAGUAACCGCAGGGAAAUCCCAGCCUGAUAAUGGCAAACCUUCAACUCCUCAGUCCCAAACUGUCACAUCACAAGUGACAACUACCCCAGUGCUUCAUUCCACGCAGCAAAAUAACACUGGGACAAUUAUGACUGCAGGUACAUUUGGUACCCCUAUUGCAACACCAACCACACCGAACAUGUUAUCACAAAUGCCAACCUUGGUACCAAUAGGUACUAACUUUUUAAAUACUGCAACCGGUCAAGUUAUACCGAUGUCGCAGAGUGUAGGAACAAAUGGACAAAAUGUUAUUGUGGCAUCAAUGCCGCAACAGAGUGCGACAAGUUCUACAACCACAACUUCUGCAACUACAACAGUGGCAUCCACACAGCAACAACAACCUUCAUUAGUGCAAGCAAUCCCUCAACAGAUCACCGUUCAGGCGUUGCCAUCACAAAACUUUACAAAUCUUCAGUUUGCAGGACAGAAUCAAGUGCUUGCUCAGAAUCCGUGGUUGUCUGCUUUAAAUGUGGCUAAUAUACGUGCUCCUAGCAUGCAGACAAUACAGGUUCCGAAUUUACAGUCUAUACAAAAUAUCCAAGGAAUACAGGCAGUGCAAAAUGUUCAGGGAUUGCAGGGUUUUCAAUUAACGCCUCAAGGACAAUUAAUAGCUACUGGGAAUGUUCAAAACAUGGGAGCUGUGACGUUGACACCGUCGGGGGCUUUAACGGUUGCUAACGCAGUAGGAAACGCACAACAACAACAGCAACAAAGUCCGCAGCAGUUCACUGCAACGAUACAGAAUGUCGCUCAGCUAACAUCUGGACCAACAGGACAAGCUGUAACUGGAACUUCGCAGAUGAUUGCUGCUGGUCAGCAAAUACAACAGGAUCCCAAUGAUCCAACAAAGUGGCAGGUAGUGCAGACCUCACAGGGAGCCGCAGUGACUCUGAGUCCAUCUCAGGUGUCCCAACAGGGUGUAUCUGUACUCGGGGAACAGAGCGUAACCUCUAAUCGUCGUCUACGUCGAGUGGCUUGUACCUGUCCCAACUGUACAGACAAUGAGGGGAGAACUGGAGAAAACAAGAAGAAGCAGCACAUAUGUCAUAUUCCAGGUUGUAAAAAAGUGUAUGGUAAAACAUCUCAUCUGCGAGCUCAUUUACGGUGGCAUACUGGAGAGAGGCCUUUUGUUUGUAACUGGAUGUUUUGUGGGAAACGAUUUACACGCUCUGAUGAACUACAGCGGCAUAAGCGAACACAUACAGGAGAGAAAAGGUUUGAGUGUAAAGAAUGCAAGAAAAAAUUUAUGAGGAGUGAUCACCUGUCAAAACAUCGAAAGACACACUUUAACAAGAAAGCUGGUCCAAAUAUAGACCACAGUGGCAGUGUGGAAGAGGAGGAGGGAGAGAUGAUGGAAGGAGGGACCAUGGUGAUGAUCGAUUGUGAUGAUGUAACAGAAGAUGGGGCAGAAGCUUCGUUUGAGGUCACAGAUGAUGAUAUUGAUGUGCAAUGAUGACUUUGUCUCUGUAGAUGUGUGUGUGACGGUCUUGUGCUUUUGAUAGAUAUAUAUAUUAAAUAGUUAGACCAUGACAUAAAUUAUUUUGUAUAUUUAUCAGAGCUGAUGAAGGUCUAAGAUACAAGGGUAGCUUGUA
Ylistrum balloti is the source of this 2581-nucleotide messenger RNA. Its product is annotated as transcription factor Sp4-like. The record is from RefSeq and is a predicted model, not a curated record. The transcript is spliced from 7 exons. Bases 52 to 2442 code for a protein of 796 amino acids. NCBI's taxonomy places the organism in Eukaryota, Metazoa, Mollusca, Bivalvia, Pectinida, Pectinidae. Gene Ontology annotation, biological process: regulation of transcription by RNA polymerase II. Gene Ontology annotation, molecular function: RNA polymerase II cis-regulatory region sequence-specific DNA binding; DNA-binding transcription factor activity, RNA polymerase II-specific.